CACAUUCAACGGGCAAGAUCGAUCCAUCCAAAUUCCGCCUCAUCUUCAUUUCCCGCAUAUCGUAACUUCCUAAAAACCAAAAAGAAGAGAAAGAAGGGGAGAAACAGCAAACGCAAGGCAAAGAGAAACGGUCGUAAAUUUUCCGAGGUAGAAGGGAAGCAAAAUAAUACGAUGUCGUUAUGUUGCUCCUUGCCAACUGCAAAAUCCAUGUCUCUCUUCUCCAAAAAACCCCAUGGACUCAUCAAAGCUUCUUCUUCUUCAUCCUCCUCUUCUGCUGACAUCCCCGAUUUCCUCUCUGCUCAUUGGCUUGAAUCUAGAAGGAAAAGACCUUUUGGCCCAAGGUUAACGUUUAGUGCGGAAGAAGCUGUUCAGCACCAACUUGAUGCAUUAAAGUAUAAUGACCAACCUCGACAGGAUUACGGGAUUGAAGUUAUGUACAGAUUUGCAGGAUUUGAUCCUUUUGAAAGGUCUACAUAUUUUGGACCGUUCUUUGACCUAGGACAGUUCGAGCGGUUUAGGAGAAUUUUUCACCAUUCAAGUUAUCGAGUAUUGCUUGGUCACAAGGAGAGGAAGAUCUUGAGCAGUUUGUUUGUCAAGGAGAACCAAUUCAAGCAACGGAUUUGGAUACUUGGAAGUCGUCCAAAUGAGGAAGAAAUAUUCGAGUUUACAAUGGUGCAGAGGAUUGGUGGUUCAUGGGAUGGGUAUUGGUUGACAGAGAGUUUACAUCAUGACGGAGAUGCAUUUGCCGGUGGUUUGGCUUACUGACAACAGUCGACGCGGGUUGUCUCUGAAUUACGUGUAUCUCACACAUUCAUGUAGAUAAUGCCACUUCCUGUCAUGACCAGCCUCGACAAAACUUUGUAAAUUUGAACCUGUGAAUAUAUUUUAUAUAUUUGUCAA
Messenger RNA from Gossypium raimondii (Peruvian cotton), 900 nucleotides. RefSeq lists its product as uncharacterized. NCBI's taxonomy places the organism in Eukaryota, Viridiplantae, Streptophyta, Magnoliopsida, Malvales, Malvaceae. The transcript is spliced from 7 exons. The record is from RefSeq and is a predicted model, not a curated record. Bases 172 to 765 code for a protein of 197 amino acids.